AUGACUACUUUUACAAGAUUUACAGAGCUUCCUAGAGAGCUUCGGGAUCAAAUUUGGAGUCUUGCCAUCCGAGAUGACCAUCCAGGAGCACAUAUCUUCGGACAAUAUGGGACCGGAAGCCGUCAUAUCUUAUCUCAGUAUGGUCCAAGUUUUGAUGUAGCUGCUCCUUCUUGGAGCCGUUACUUUGAGAGCUUGGAUGAGAAUCGCAGCGACGAGAACAUUUCGACAUAUCUUGUGGACGGCGGCUUAUGGACCACCUGUCACGAGUCACGAUGCAUCAUGGAAAAGCAUUUCAGACAGUCAAGACGACAAUUAGCCCCACGUCAUCUCAAUGACCGCCGAGAAAGUUUCAGCGAGAAAGACCGGUUCAGAAUGGCCGAGUCAGGCUACUUCGAUGGCAAUCCUCUCGAAAUAGUGACAGUUUUCCCCCGUAGAGAUCUUUUUAUCUUUCAGCUUGAGGACUUGGACAAGAUCGACUGGGGUUACCUUGACUUCGGGUUUUGUGGUGUGGGUCACAUCGCAAUAGAGUAUGACAGAGCGUGGGGGGACGGAUAUCACACAGAUUGGGUUGUUAACCGUGCGCUUUUCAACGCUUGUGUCGAAGCUAGCUAUACCUUCUGGUUCAUUGAUCGCUCUCUGAAACGAAAGAGUCAAGCCCCAGUAUUUGAAGAAGAAUCAGACUGUUCCUGGAAGCUCAAUGCUUUUUAUGCGAGCGACAGGAAGUUUUUGGAGAUCAAGGACGACGGCACUCCAAUGGAGAACUGGGAAUAUGUCGGGCCGUUGGAAAACUCUUUGUACGAUCAUUUAUAUGAUUCGCUUGAGUUUGUUCGCGGGUUAAAGGAUGAUCUCAUUGACAAGUCCAUUGCUGACGGUUCUGAAGCUGAGGACCCUUGUGUCAUUGGGCUUCUCGGUUGGGCCCCAUUAUGA
Messenger RNA from Fusarium mangiferae, 927 nucleotides. RefSeq lists its product as uncharacterized. The coding region runs from base 1 to 927 and encodes 308 amino acids. The transcript has a single exon. Lineage: Eukaryota; Fungi; Ascomycota; Sordariomycetes; Hypocreales; Nectriaceae. The record is from RefSeq and is a predicted model, not a curated record.